Messenger RNA from Lotus japonicus, 823 nucleotides. RefSeq lists its product as uncharacterized. The transcript has 2 exons. Lineage: Eukaryota; Viridiplantae; Streptophyta; Magnoliopsida; Fabales; Fabaceae. The record is from RefSeq and is a predicted model, not a curated record. The coding region runs from base 135 to 497 and encodes 120 amino acids.
AAAAAUGGGACCCUGUGUUAUGUAUAUAUAAACUGCAAGGAUGACAUAAAAUAUCAUCCUCCCAAACAUUAUCCCAAGCAGACAGUGAAGCAAAACCAUCUUUUGAGAGCAGCUUUCAUUACAAAAGCUUCACCAUGAAAUGCCUCCAGCUCCACUCUUCAUUGCUUCCCAUUCAUCUUCAUCAAAAGUUACUCAAACCACAGCAAAAUUAUACAGUGCAGACCACCAAACUAUUAUGGGGUGAACCUUGCAGGACCCUUCCACAUAGACAGCAGCACUUUUUCCCAUUUAGGACCAAGGCACUUCCACAUUUCAUUGUUGUUGCUGCCACUGUACCACCCAACUCCAAUGACUUGGCAGCCUUUCUCCCAGUAAGUGCUCUGCUCAUAUCGGUAUACUUCAUAGCCAAUUUCGUCGUUCCAGAUAUUCUUACAAAGUAUUCUGGAUAUGAUCAACUAAACGAAGACCAGAAGGUCGAUGAUGUAGAAGAGGAAUAGACAGGGUACACCGAUGGUGGUCAAUGGCGCAAGGCGAAGUCACAAAAUAAAGAAACAUGAUUGCUACAAUGUGAAACUAUCACAAAUGGGGUCACAAAUGUAUUAUUAGUUUGCAUUCAGAUUACAAAACCAUCUAGUCAUUUGUAUUUCACAUUAGUGUCAUUUGGCAUUUUAGCUAUGUUAGACUUGGAGACAAUUAUAAUUUCACGAAAACAAAUUGUUUACGCUUUUGCUUCAAUGGGAUCAUGUGGAAACCUCCUCAUGUUUUGUCAUGUUGAAAUUUUGAGCAUAUCUCCCUCUUCAUAUGUAUUAAAUAAGUGAGACCU